AUGAGAUCAUGCAGGCUUGAAGGAAGAAUCCCAGAUUGGAUUUCGACACAGAAGACUCUUAAUCUCUUGGAUUUGAGUGAGAACAUGCUCCAAGGACCCUUCCCUCAGUGGCUAGCUGAGAUUGACCUGGGCGCCAUUGUCCUGUCUGAUAACAAGCUCACAGGUUCUCUUCCUCCGCGUCUGUUUGAAUCUCUGAGUUUAUCUGUACUUGCCUUAUCAAGGAACAACUUCUCUGGAGAAUUGCCAGAAAAUAUUGGGAAUGCCAAUUCUAUUAUAAUUCUCAUGUUGUCUAGUAACAACUUUUCUGGGCAGAUUCCAGCUUCCAUCUCUGAGAUUUAUCGCCUUAUUCUGCUAGAUUUUUCAGGAAAUAGAUUCUCAGGGAAAAUCCCAAUUUUUAAACCUGACGCAUUGCUAGCUUUCAUUGAUUUCUCAUCUAAUGAGUUCUCAGGUGAUGUUCCUGUGUCAUUUUCAGAAGAAACCAUGAUUCUUUCACUAGGAAACAAUAAGUUUUCCGGCAUAUUACCAAAAAACCUCACUAACUUGAGCAAGCUUCAACAUCUUGAUCUCCAUGACAAUAACAUUACAGGAAACUUGCCAUCUUCCCUCUCCCAAAUUUCCAAUCUUCAAGUCCUGAACUUACGCAACAACUCCUUGGAAGGCUCUAUUCCUGACACUAUUUCCAACCUCACAAGCCUUCGAAUUCUUGAUCUGUCAAACAACAACCUCAACGGAGAAAUCACUGUCAAGCUUGGAAAUCUACUAGGAAUGAUAGAAACACCCAAUACCUUCGCAUUAACUGAUCUAUUCAUCAUUCCCAUCGAGUUCAAAGACUUGGUUGUAAAUUGGAAGAACGCAAAGCGAGGUCUUUCAAGCCACAGCCUGGACAUCUACUCCUUGCUAGAUUUGUCAGAGAACCAACUUUCUGGCAAAAUCCCAUCUUCACUAGGUCACUUAAAGGGCCUAAAAAUAUUGAAUAUUUCAUAUAACCACAUAUCUGGCAAGAUACCUGAAACAUUUGGUGGUUUAAAGAGUGUAGAAAGCCUGGACUUGUCACACAACAGACUCUCAGGAACGAUUCCUGAGACCCUGUCGAAGUUGCAGGAACUUUCUACUCUGGACGUGAGCAACAACAAGCUGGAGGGUAAGAUUCCGGUGGGAGGCCAAAUGGAUACGAUGAAUGAUCCAAGCUAUUUUGCCAACAACAGUGGGUUGUGUGGUGUGCAAAUUAUGGUGGCAUGCUCACCGGAGCAGUCACCUCCACCUGUAGAGACACCAGAAGAGGAAGCAUGGUUUUCUUGGGCAGGAAUGGGGUUUGGAUAUGCUGUUGGGCUUUUAGCAACGGUGUUAGUAAUAGGUUUCACUAGAUUUGGUGAGAGGCUGCCGCCUCGAAAUCGCCCAGGCCGGCAUAGGAGGAGAAGAGUUUAGGAUUUGGCAUGAAAUGAUCUUUGUUAUCAUCAAAAGUCGGAAAUAUUUGCUAGCUAAUUUUAUUUCUUUUAGUAUAUCAUAUGUUCAGUGAGGUAGUCGAUCGAUAUUACAUAGUUCAUUUCUAAUUAAGUACUUCAAAUCAAGAGUGAGCUUGCAAUUGAUUUGAAGGCCUACUCAAAUAGAUUAGAACAUAACCAAGCCACUAUUUCAGAUGCUGCGGAGCUUGCAAAUUGCAAUAAAAACCAACCAAAUAAACAAUAGUAUAGGCAAGUAGAAAUAAUCACUCUAGCAAAUGAAGAUUUAGUUGAAAAGGUAAUAAAUAGCACGCCAAUAU
This is a messenger RNA of Manihot esculenta (cassava), 1759 nucleotides long. Its product is annotated as receptor-like protein 46. Gene Ontology annotation, molecular function: protein binding. The record is from RefSeq and is a predicted model, not a curated record. The transcript has a single exon. The coding region runs from base 1 to 1425 and encodes 474 amino acids. Lineage: Eukaryota; Viridiplantae; Streptophyta; Magnoliopsida; Malpighiales; Euphorbiaceae.